CAGCAUGUUCUUCUGUUUAGAGAUGUGGUGGCGCACUUAAAAUGCUGUAUUGCAGGUUGACUCUGCCCACAGCCAGGACUUCGAUCCUGACUGGCUCAAGGUUGACUCAGUCUUCCAUCCUUCCAAGGUGGCAAUAUUAAGUCAAACAUGGCUGAUCACCCAAAACUAAGCCUUUGGGCUAAGAGAAGACUAGGAGAAAAACACUGCAGAGCACAGUAGAUAGGGAACUGGGAAAGAAUUCCCAGUGGGAAAGAAUUCACAUUUAUAUUGCUGCUAAGAAAACAUGCCCAUUAGUAGAAACUGAGUGCAAUGUGAAGGAGAAUUUGCAUCCUAAGAAUAUCAGCUUUCAGCUACAAGAUGUAGGAUGGAGAUGCACAGACAGAAUAACAGCACGGAGGAUAAUUUUAUAAUCCUUGGAUUCAAUACCAGUAGAACUUUACAAUUUGCACUUUUCGCUUUGUUCCUUCUAAUGCACCUCCUCACCCUCUCAGGAAACCUGGCCAUUGUGGUCCUAACUUUAGUUGAUCCUGCCCUCCACAUCCCCAUGUAUUUCUUCCUGUGCAACCUGUCUUUCAUUGAGGUCUGUUACACUCUGGUCAUUGUGCCUCAAAUGCUUGCCAACUUCUUGGACAAGAGCAGAAGUGUGUCCUUGACUGCCUGUGCAGCACAGAUGUACUUCUUCAUUGCUUUUGGGGGCUCUGAAUGUUUUCUAUUGGCUUUGAUGGCCUAUGAUAGAUACACAGCCAUAUGCAACCCAUUGUGCUACACUCUCAUCAUGAACAAGAAUUUCUGCAAAAAAAUUUUGGCGAUAGCCUGCAUCAGUGGAUUCACAAUCUCACUGGGACUCACUACUUUGAUUUUCAGUCUUCCCUUUUGCAGUUCACAUAACAUUAACCACUUCUUCUGUGACAUCCCACCAUUGCUGUUCCUGGCAUGCAACGACACACAUGACAAAGAAGUGGCUGUGUUCCUUGUCUGCACAAUGAUUUUACUCGUUCCAUUCUUGCUCAUUCUGAUUUCCUAUGUCUUUAUUGCCCAUUCCAUCCUCAUGAUCAAGUGUGCUGAAGGCCGGAAAAAGGCCUUCUCCACCUGUGCCGCUCACUUGAUUGUGGUCAUCCUCCACUACGGCUGUGCUAUCUUUAUCUACAUCCGUCCUAAGGCCAGCUACUCCCUGAAUGAAGACAAACUGGUAUCUUUGAUCUACACCAAUGUGACACCUAUGAUGUACCCCAUGAUUUAUAGCCUCCGUAAUAAGGAAGUCAAAGGUGCAUUGAAGAGACUAUGGGAAAAGACAUUUAUUUCCAUGGAAAACAAACAGAUGAAACAUUGAUAUGCCAGUUGCCAGGAGAAAAUGAUCUGACUAUUUUUUCUUUAACCAAGAAGAAAUGUUAAAUCAAUAACUGUUGCUUGGGGUUUUUUUUUAAUAUUCCAAUGUAGUAGAUUUUAUUCUUGAGUCAAUCUGAAACUUCCUGAUUUUAUCCAUGCUUUGAUCCCAGAGAAUCUACUUGCAUCCUGAUUGUCAAGAUUUGUAGCUUCUUUCUUGGUAUCUGUCUUUCUGAGUAUAUUUGAGAGAAAUUACUUUACUUGUAAUUGAAUAAUAAACAUUCUAAGGAUCCAUUUGUGCUAAAUACUCAAAUAGUAGUCUAUUGUGUGGAAGCAACUAAGGUUGGAAGAGUAACUUAAAAUUUUUUUGAAAAAUGGAGCUUAAUUAGUAACUUGCAGUAAAUUGAUUUCAGAUAUUGCAGCCUUGCACAUCAUUUAGGUGUGAGAAUUUCUAAAUCAGAUGCUUCACAACCAAUUUCUGAAUAGUAGCAUUUUAAAAAUCUAGAUUGUAUAGAACAGUGGUUCUCAACCUUUUUAAUGCCGCGACCCCCAACUGGUUGUAAGUCGAGGACUACUCAACCGGUCGUAAGUCAAGGACUA
Messenger RNA from Crotalus tigris (Tiger rattlesnake), 1923 nucleotides. RefSeq names its product olfactory receptor 10K2-like. Bases 365 to 1330 code for a protein of 321 amino acids. Gene Ontology annotation, biological process: G protein-coupled receptor signaling pathway. The transcript is spliced from 2 exons. Gene Ontology annotation, molecular function: G protein-coupled receptor activity; olfactory receptor activity. The record is from RefSeq and is a predicted model, not a curated record. Gene Ontology annotation, cellular component: membrane. Lineage: Eukaryota; Metazoa; Chordata; Lepidosauria; Squamata; Viperidae.